AUGCAUCAAAAUGAAGUUAUUGCUCAGACAACUAUAUCUGAUCGUUUUCUUUCAGACACUAUUUUCAUUAUUUUAAUUGCAACUCUCACAAUUAUUAUUUUACUCUUUUGUUUGGGCCUCUUUUGUCUAUGUCGUCGUACAAAUAAACGUAAUAUAUCACCAUCAUUUGAUGAUGCUAGUUACAUAGGAUUAAAUGAACAUUCAUUAGAAAUACCUAUUGGUAAUUAUCAACAACAAAUAUCUAAAUAUGAAAAUGAUAUUUCUUAUAUGAAUGAUAUUCCAUCAUCAUCUAUACAAACAAAAUCAUUCAUCAAUCAUCCAUCAUUGAUAAAUAAUGAUAUAAUUUCUUUACAUAAUACAAUAAAACAAAAACCUAAAAUAAAUGAUAAAAAAUUAAAAAAGAAACGACUUGGUAAUUAUUCUUAUUGUUGUUAUUGUUGUAAAUCAAAACAAAAAUUUUCAUCAACAAAAAUGAAUGAACGAAAUCGAAUGAAAAGAAACGAAAUAUAA
Messenger RNA from Rotaria sp. Silwood2, 510 nucleotides. Lineage: Eukaryota; Metazoa; Rotifera; Eurotatoria; Philodinida; Philodinidae. The record is from the annotation of a GenBank genome assembly.